AUGGUGGGCUGGGAGCGCGUCGCACGUCGCACGUCGCAAGUCGGUGUGGUCGCACGACGGGCGGCCAUACUGUCGUUCCCCGCAGCCUUCUCGCCCACGGACACGCCCCACCCGGCGGUUGAACAUGCGACUCGGCUCUGCGCAUCCUAUUUCUACACGACAGACACGUCUCCUGCAUGCCGCGCACUGCCGUCUGGAACAUACUGGGACGACAUCUACCGCGCCAUGCCGCGCAAUCUACACCCUCACCUGCAAUUGAAGCGGGGCCGGGACACCGAGGACUAUGACAUCGACCCAGACGACCUCAUCGAACCUCUUCCAGACCGUCACCACGACCCACAAUCGCAAGCGGCGAAACGACGGAGAGUAGAGGCAAUCGCACUGCAGUGCUAUCGCGGGCGCCCACCGUUCAUACUGUCAGCAGGCCUGAGGGGACCCUUCGACAAAAGCUGGAAGAAUCCCUGGGCGGAGGAAGGUCAAAAUGUGGAGAGAAGGCAGAGUUCGAAUGCUGGGACGUUGUCGAACAAGACCAGGGGUGCAGUCGAGAGAAAGAUUAGGUCUCGUGACAAGCAGGCAGGUGCAUCGAAGGCAGUCACGCAGAACUUGGCAGUACCGGCGGCAAGGGGCGCAAAAAGGAUGUCCAAGGCGUCACAGACCACGUCCCCUGAGGCGUCCAGGGCUGCCGCAGACGAUCUGGAAUACCACGAGCAGACACACAGCUUCGAUGACUUGGAAGUCCCACCCGCAACGGCCCCUACUCCGGAAGACGACGUUACACCCAAUGCACAAAAUUACUUCAGCGCCAGCACUACAGCAUAUAUACAAAGCCGAUCACCACUGACCAACCCCUUCUGGUUGCGACGUCCUGCCUCGCAAAGCAGAGUCGAUGCUAAUCAACCUACAAGCAGUACGACAGAUGCAUCGCCAACGCACUUACGAAGCGGAGGCGUGCAGCUCAGUCUUGGACAAGAGCGCUACCUCGCUCUCCCAAAGGCACCGCUAUAUCACCAACGGCCCUCUGCAGACGAAGUUGUGCCGGAACACUGGAGAUCCAGCGCCUCAGCAUCCAUGAUCAUCUCAUCGCCUGUGACGCAAAUCACAAGCCAUACGGACCGCGCAUCGACUCUGAAUAUCACACCGUCUGUGCAACCGGCGCAGGACGUUGGUCUCGUUAGCUCGACUCAUGAUGAUAUAUCGAGCUCUGCGCGACACCGAGCAGACUCUGCUCAAGAUGAGGACAACACGCUGUCUCGCCAUAGCCAGGGUACGCAACAUGCCCAAGCGGUGGCAUCUUGUCAGACACCUGCUACGAUGCAAUCUAACCCAAGCACGCUCUCGCAACAGAUGCACGAUACAGAUAGUGUUCAAAUGCUUGUCCCAGCUACUGUCUACAGAACAUCGACAUCGGUACAAUCCGUAGAACGACUUGUCGAGACAGCGUCAUCAUCUUGUGCGUCAGCAAAACGCGAGCAGCAACGAGUCAGUCGCAGAUCCUCACAGAACCGACCCUCGCAUGUAUCCGUGAAAGAUAGUCCUGUGGCCUCAUCAGCGCUGGCUUCAUCAACUGGUUUCAUGUACAGGAAGAUUGGAGACCCGAAAGCGAAGAGCAACAACGCGUCGAGACCAAAGCCAAGAGCCAUAAACUUCAGCUCAUCGCCUGUCUCGACCAAGGAUACCCGUGCGUCGACAAAACGAAGUCCACAAAAGAUGGGCUCCAUCCAGGAGACUGGAAUCAUUGAGCAGAACGCAAGUGUGGCUAUCAAUGAUCCUGAAGUCGAAGAAGUCGGAAAUAUAGACAACAAUGGCUCAGAAGAAGGACAAGAACAACAGUUCAGUCAUUCCAGUCGAGCUUCAGUAUACUCGACUCAGGCUGCCAUGUUGCUCGCACAGCUCGAAUUUCAAGAGGGGACAUUUCCUACCAUGUCAUCCGAGUCUCCUCAGCCUUGGACGCAACCUCAGGAUGAUACGCCACGGCCCAAACUACUCGAACCGAGUUUUGCGAUCACGCCUCUCUCUGACUUUAAGGCUCCGCUGGAUAAAUCUCGUCCGCCAGAAAGCGUGUUUCGCGGCCCUCCCAUCAGCACGCAAGAUUUGUUCUCUGCCGCUUCGCCAUUCGCGUUCAGCACAGCCAAGAAGAAGAGCGAGCGGCCUCAGCAAAGCAGCUUGAGAUUUGCCCUGCUGUCGCAACAUGGCGAAGAGUCAAGAGAGGGCGGUUCACCUGCUAAAAGCCCUACACCAGCUGCUGAUCGGAUUCCACUGAAAGAAAAGAAUACUACCAUGCUGUUCUGGAGCUGCGCGACCAAGAAAGCUUCGCAGGUCUCGCACGAAUCUUCGGCGAAAGAUUCGAGAAGAUCGAUCAGUGAUGUAAAGUUGCCUCGCCUGGAUUUCCACACGUCGCUGGAUGAUUAUGGGCAUGACGGCGAAGUACAUUUCACAGAUCGGCUUUUGCGAAACAUGAACGACACCUGA
This is a messenger RNA of Dothidotthia symphoricarpi CBS 119687, 2469 nucleotides long. RefSeq lists its product as uncharacterized. The transcript has 2 exons. The coding region runs from base 1 to 2469 and encodes 822 amino acids. The record is from RefSeq and is a predicted model, not a curated record. Lineage: Eukaryota; Fungi; Ascomycota; Dothideomycetes; Pleosporales; Dothidotthiaceae.